Fusarium tjaetaba is the source of this 1503-nucleotide messenger RNA. RefSeq names its product NAD-dependent aldehyde dehydrogenase. Lineage: Eukaryota; Fungi; Ascomycota; Sordariomycetes; Hypocreales; Nectriaceae. The transcript has 3 exons. The record is from RefSeq and is a predicted model, not a curated record. Bases 1 to 1503 code for a protein of 500 amino acids. Gene Ontology annotation, molecular function: succinate-semialdehyde dehydrogenase (NAD+) activity.
AUGAAUCGCUUCAUUACACCACGGCGCGUGCUGCGCAGAGCCAGGUCGCCCUUGUCACGAAACUUCUCCACCAGCAAGACCAUUCCUCUCAUUAUCAACGGAAAGGAUAUCGUAACAGACAAGACUUUCCAAGCCAUAAGUCCAAUCAACAACGAAGUAAUCUGGAACUGUUCUGCCGUUUCGCAAAAUCACAUCGAUGAAGCCGUCUCUACUGCAAACGCGGCGUUUCCCGCUUGGUCCAAGACUAAGCCCUCUCACCGACGCGAUAUCUUCCUGUCAGCUGCCAACAUCAUGGAGAAGCGGAGAGAGGAGCUGCUCCACUAUCUACACCAGGAGAUGGGAGCAGGCGUUGAUUUCCAAAACUUCAUUCUUGGCCUUGCCAUUGAGGGCUUGAAGGAUACUGCUGGAAGAAUUGCUGGUGCUGUUACUGGUAGUAUUCCAGAGUCUAUCCAUGAAGGGAUGCGCGCCAUGAUCCUCAAGAGGCCCUAUGGUGUAAAUCUUGGUAUUGCGCCAUGGAACGCACCAUUUCACCUUGGUCUACGUUCCAUCACGUUUCCCUUGGCCACUGGCAACACAGCCAUUCUCAAAGGAGCAGAACUAACUCCAGCCUGCUACUGGGCCAUUGCCGAUGUGUUGCGCGAGGCUGGUCUCCCUGAUGGCUGUCUUAACCUUGUCUUCCACCGGGCGCAGGAAGCUCCUGGUGUGAUAGAGAGUCUUGUCAGUCAUCCCGAUAUGAAGAAAAUCAACUUUACUGGAAGUAGCGGCGUGGGUGCCAUCAUAUCAUCCAUUGCUGGUAAACAUUUGAAGCCAGUAGUCAUGGAGCUUGGUGGUAAGGCCAGUUCUAUUGUAUUGAAGGAUGCAGAUCUAAACAAGGCUGCCGAAAACUGUGCAAGAGGUGCCUUUUUCAACGCUGGCCAAGUUUGCAUGGCUACAGAACGCAUUUUGGUGCACUCCUCCAUCGCCACUGAGUUCCAAAACGUCCUGGCUAAAACAGUCAACGCAAUGUUUGGGUCUCAGGAGAGCACUCCCGUUCUUAUCACGUCUGCUGCCGCCAAGAAGAACAGGGCUCUUGUCGAUGAUGCCAUCUCUAAGGGUGCAAAGCCGCUGGAUAUGUUCAGUACGGACCUAGAGGCCAAUACAGUCGACACCAAGAUGCGUCCCGUUGUGCUUACCAACAUGUCAACAUCGAUGGACUUGUAUCGCCAGGAGUCGUUUGGACCAAGCGUCUCGUGGUUCACUUUUGACACAGAGGAUGAGGCUAUCAAGCUAGCUAAUGACACUGACUACGGCCUUUCAGCAUCAAUCUAUACGGAAGACCUGGGAACCGCAUUCCGUGUCGCUGAGCAGCUGGACUCGGGCGCUGUGCAUAUCAAUUCUAUGACAGUGCAUGAUGAGUUCGCUUUGCCGCAUGGUGGUGUUAAGAAGAGUGGUUUUGGUCGGUUCAACGGGUAUCAAGGGUUGGACGAGUUUUUGUACUGCAAGACAGUAACUUGGAUGGAGUAG